AUGCCAGAAUUAUUUUAUACCAAAAAAAUGGCAUUUAAAUUAUUGCAUGACAGUGCGAUUUCUUCUGCUUUCAAUUUUGACUCACAAAAAUCGAAUGCAUUUCUCGAAGUUAUGCUAGUUCAGUUUGCUCUUAAUGGUACUUUCAUAGACAUGGUACCAUUGGCAGAAAGCAUCUUAGACAUUUGCUCACAACAAAAGGAAAGAUUCCAUUUCGGAGCUUACUAUCAACUGCAAUGUUUCAUUCAGCUACAGCAUCUACUCCAUCUUUUUCCAGCUGAACCAGUUUUUAGCGAUUUGUAUCUUGUAUUUAUGGAUGAAUUUAAUCGAAAUCAAAUGUAUGCCAUGCCAAUUUUGAAUGAGAAUAUUCGCGAAAAUGGCGAAUUUGUAAAUCGUUUAACACCCGAGAAGUUUUACAAUCCGAAAUGGAUUUUUACUCGACGACUAUAUUUUCUCGAUGCUAUCUCACUAGACACUUCAAGUUCAAAUCAGAAACUUGCUGCUUCUUCAAAUACUCGUAUAAUACCUUACGUACGAAUAAGAUAUGCUGAAAGAGGAUGGGAAGUGGAAGAUAAAGCUCUCUUGCAUUUUGAUAUCACUUAUAUAAUGGAUGGGUCAAACUACUGGCAGAAUAUUAAAAUUUUACUGAGUACUUUAAUUAUUUUGUCUGUUAUUCAUGCAGUCAUGCGUACUUACAGUUGGCAGCGACGUUCCGGCAAAAUUACCAUUGAUGGCUCUAUCAUUAUCAAAUUUAUUCUAUUCGAGUGUGAAAUAUUAAGUGAUAUUUUUCUCUUUACUGUCCUCAUAUCCGUUAUAUUUUUCACAUACUCAUACAAAAUUCAGCGAGUACCUAACUAUAUAAUCUUUAGCGAUAAAGAUCAGGAAGAUAUACUAAUUGGCUAUCUACUAGCAGCAACAGUACUUAAAUUAAUCGCUUUACUCCAUCAUAAUGCACAACUAAUACUUGCUAAAACAUUUUUCAUUGACUGGGAAAGACCUAAAAUUUUAGUUGAAUCCAAUACCCGAUUACCUGAGUCGGUCAAGAUUGAUCAGCAUAUAACUGCUUCUGCUCCAACUGUCUGGUAUGAUCGAUAA
Thelazia callipaeda (thelaziosis nematode) is the source of this 1092-nucleotide messenger RNA. The record is from the annotation of a GenBank genome assembly. NCBI's taxonomy places the organism in Eukaryota, Metazoa, Nematoda, Chromadorea, Rhabditida, Thelaziidae.